Messenger RNA from Mobula hypostoma (lesser devil ray), 4184 nucleotides. RefSeq names its product alpha-1,4-N-acetylglucosaminyltransferase-like. The transcript is spliced from 3 exons. The coding region runs from base 161 to 1201 and encodes 346 amino acids. The record is from RefSeq and is a predicted model, not a curated record. Gene Ontology annotation, molecular function: acetylglucosaminyltransferase activity. Lineage: Eukaryota; Metazoa; Chordata; Chondrichthyes; Myliobatiformes; Myliobatidae. Gene Ontology annotation, biological process: protein O-linked glycosylation.
CACCGAAGUACAUUGUAAUAAGUUCAACGUUCAGAACAAUAAAUUGAUAACCCUCCUUUAGAACAUAAAACGAGACACAAAGAACAGACUCACAGAGCAACAUUACAGAUUCAGCCACAUUACUACAGGUCUCUUUGAAAGAACAUCUCAACUCCACACCAUGAUCUCCAUGCGGAAGGAAUAUCUUCUUGUCUUAAUAUUUACAGUUGUAUGUGUACUGUACAGAUACUGGGAUAUGGACAGAUAUUAUUUUAUUCAUAACUACUUCUUCAGAAUAGACCAGAUGAAAAAUAAUUCUGGUACAAAAGUUUCUGAUCCUGCAUCCCCAGACAAGAAACCCGGGAUUAUGUUUGUGGAGUCGACCGACAACGUAGAGCCAACACCAUUAGUGGUGUGUUCAGUGGAAUCUGCUGCUCUAAGAAACCCAGACAAACCAAUCUAUUACUUCAUGAAGGGAUUCAGUGGCAACUUGAGCCAGUAUCCACAGCCUGAGUACAAAGGAAUCCCUUUGCUCUCCUCAGUGAGGAAUGUCACCAUUCUACCCUUGAAUGUCACUGAACUGUUCGAAGGGACUCCAUUGAAGGGCUGGUAUCAAAAGGUAAAACCAGAAAAGGAGAAGUAUUGGACACAUGUGCUUGCUGAUGGCUGCAGAUUGGCACUGCUCUGGAAAUAUGGGGGAAUCUACCUGGAUACUGACAUUAUAUCACUGAGGUCUAUACCGUUUGCGAACUUUACAUGUCCAGAGAGCACAGGAGUAGUUAGUAAUGGGGCAAUCGGUUUCCAUCGUAAGCAUCAUACCUUUUUAUGGAAUUGCAUGGAAGAUUUUGUGGCCCAUUACAAUGGAGAUGUUUGGGGUCAACAGGGUCCUGGACUGAUUACGCGUGUGCUGAAGAGAUGGUGCAAUACUAGUAAACUAGCCACCUUCAUUGGCAAGGAAUGCAAUGGCAUCUCUCUAUGGAUCACAAAUCGUUUCUAUCCAGUCCCAUAUCCAGCAUGGGGGAGGUACUAUGUUCACUGGGAAAAAGAGCAUAUAGAACGGGGCUUCUCAGCUACAUAUGGAGCACAUGUCUGGAAUUAUAUGAAUAAACAGAAGAAAAGAGGUAUUGUGGCUGGAAGUGGAUCAUUAAUUGAACAUUUUUUCCUACUGCAUUGUCCAAUUACAUACAAAAAUUUAAUUCAAUCCAGAAAUAGUACAGUGUGAUAUAGGACUUGAUAUUGUACAAUGAUUGACAAAAUGAAGCAGACACAUUUCCAAAAAUUUAAUUUUAUAAUUUAUCAGAAAAUCCUUUGAACAUAAUUGUAAUCCAUGUUACAUUUACUGCCGUACCUAUUCUUCAAAGAACAGCUCAUCCAAACUAGAUACCAUGCAGUUCAGUUGUCGAAUAUCAAUCAGACAGAAAUACCAAUAUCCCAAUGCAGGUCUCUGUAAUGCAAUCUUGCAUUGUGGCAGAUGGCAGUGACCAUGCAGGAGAUGUCCCACAUUUAACUCAACACAGGGCAGAAAGCAGCAGUGUUUGACAAAAUAUUCAUGUGAAUUAGUUGAAAGACAAAAACUUGUAGAAAAUCAGGCACUGUGUUUUGCUGCAUUUAGAUUUGUCAUAAUGUUAAUUGGUUUUGUAUUUGGAAGGAUAAUAAUUUUGCCUGUUUGCUGACAGAUUUGAGAGUGGCCAAGAACAUAGGAAGAAUCCCAUAAAGAACAUGACUAUAUUUCAAAGGUUGAAUGGCAAUUUAAUAUCAGAGAAUGUACUUUAUACAAUAUACAACCUGAAAUCCUCCUCACCCCCCCCCCACUGCAGCAAAAGCAUCAGCCCCCCACCCCACUCAAACCACCCACGAUGCAAUGGCAAGCUCCCAGAGACCAUGAUCUGGAGCCUAUCAAAACUUACUGUCCACUUCAACACUUCGACAUCUCAACAGGCCAUCUCCCUCUCUAACGAGGGAGAGGGAGAGAUAUCACCCUUGCCACACUGAAAGGGGAGGCCAACUCAAUGUUACGAUCUGCAGCAUUGCUUAUUUCAGUUCCCCCAACUCAAGAAUCAUCAAACUCUCUCUCAAGCCAGAACUUACUAAUAGGGACAAAUUAUAAAAUUAAGUUUUCUGCAUUAGAAAUAAAUAUUUUUGUGGAGGAAAGGUCUGAUUAAAAAAGUGAUCAUUUUUAAUUUUGCUAUCUGGGGACAUGAUUAGAGAGGACGAAGAAUAUCAAGUCACUGGCUUCCAGUUCACUUCAAAUUGCUUGGCAAUCUCCAGCUAUGAAUAUCUAUUGGUGACAGUCACACGGAAUUUCAACAGUAACAGGAUAAAGUGACUUCAAUCUUUUUUGUCCAUUACUGGUUGUUUAUGCCUGAUAAUGAAACUUACCAAUAAUCUCUUACAGUAAGUGUAACAGUUCAUGUCAUUGCUGCAAAUCUGGAACUUUUCAGUUUCAUAUAAAUUUAAAAGAGUUAAUGUGACAGCUGGAAACUUGUAAUGGAAAAUUGUAAAAUCAACUACCAAGUAAUGUCUGAUAACAACUAUAAUAAUAUUGUGACACUCAGGGGUGGAGGGAGGUGGUGGUGGCAUAGAUGACAGCAUUUCUUAUAACUAGCAGUGUUUAGUGUUUUUGUACUAAAAUGCUUUUGUGGGAUCACGGUGGGAAAUUCCAGUUAAUUUAUGGUUACAUUUUAGUUUGGGUUAUACGGUUAUUUCUUGUGGUAUUUGAGGGUCACUCUAACUGUAACCGGAGUGUGUCAUGGUCAGCUCCUCUGCCGUAUGAGAUAGGCUGGGUUCACUCUCCGGGUCAUGGUGCCCGGUCUGUUUUGUGUUUAUCGCAAUAAAAUACUUUUUUAAGUUCUACGAGCUUCCUCAUCUGUCAUUACGGAUAAUAUGCUUGCCAUGAUAUGAAGAUUUGAAGUACUUUGGUGUUCGCUCCAACAAACAAUGGAGUCGACAUCUCCUUCCACUCGUCAAAGUGUGGAAACAGGCCAGUCACAGCUGUGUCUUCACCCAGUUAGCCAUUGGUCACUGAGUGCAGCUCCAGUUCCCUAACAUGGUGUGUAAGGAGCUGCAGCUGUGUGUACUUCAAGCAGAUAUACAGCAGCUAUUAGGGUGACUGGAAAUCUCCCAGAUCUCCCACAUCUGGCAUUGAGAACACACCACAAACCCUGGAUUCAUUGUCAGAACUCUAGCUAAGCACUAAUAGAAAAAGACAGAAAUAAACUUUGCAUAAGCUUACCGUAGCCUACAGCUCUUCUUGCCAAAGCCUCAAGUACUCCAUCUAAUUUGAUACACUCACACAAUGGCUGUUCCAUUUAACCUCAGCGAAUAGUUUUGAAAGGCCUCAUGCAUGCUCACUCCCCACAAACAAGCAGCAGCUCAAAAUAUCUCAAGCCUACAGUAAAGUUCUAAAACAUCUCUCUUGGGUCCUAAAUCUCUCACUCACUCUCCACAAACAUGCGACUGCUCACUGUAUCUAAUGCCACUGAGAAGUUCCAAAAUUGCCCAGUGGCUUUUCUAAUUUUGUGCUCACUCUCAAACAAGUGAGUGCCAAAAAUCACCAUGGAUCCCCACCAUCCAGGCCAUGCUCCCUUUUCACUCUUACAGAGCAUGAAGUCCCACUUCACCUGAUUUAGGAGCAUCCACAUUUCUAUACCUUUCAUUUCUUGAACCAAGCAGACAGCCUGAACCCUGCCUCAGUGGUGGGUACUACAGACUGCUUCUUACACUCUGUAGACCUAUAUUUAGUCGAAUUAUUUUACCAAUUUAUGUAAAUUUAUGCUCUAACUGCUAUCAAAAUCUAUGCUUCUGUGAGCAAGUUUUUCAUUACAUCUGCAUUUCAAUGUACUUGUGCAGUGAAGUGCAUUUUAAACACUGCUUGAUUUGACUUGACUUUAGUGUCUUCAAAGCUUUCAGUGGGAUUUAAUGAUAGAAUAAUGAUAUUCCUUGCUGAGGAGAGCAAAGAGAUGCCUCUUUGUUCAGGCUGUAGAUACCUGUUCAAGUUGCCAUUGAACCCCUUCAUGAAGUAAUAGAUGGAAACAACAGGAAUUCUGCAGAUGCUGGAAAUUCAAGCAACACACAUCAAAGUUGCUGGUGAAUGCAACAGGCCAGGCAGCAUCUGUAGGAAGAGGUCAGUCGACGUUUCAGGCCGAGACCCUUCGUCAGGACUAACUGAAGGAAGAGUGAGUAAGGGAUUUGGAGGGGGAGGGGGA